Molecule: messenger RNA, 2356 nt
Organism: Vitis vinifera (wine grape)
Lineage: Eukaryota; Viridiplantae; Streptophyta; Magnoliopsida; Vitales; Vitaceae
Product: putative disease resistance RPP13-like protein 3
Exons: 2
Coding region: 1564-2217 (217 amino acids)
Biological process (GO): defense response to other organism
Molecular function (GO): ADP binding
Source: RefSeq, a predicted model, not a curated record
ACUGUUUGGCAAAGAAGCCAAGACGAUCAGAGCACGAAUCUCAUAAUCAAAAUCAAUUUUUACAGACGACAAUUGAUUUGUGAUUGUAUUAAAUUCAUUUAGAUGUUGUGCUACUGAUGCAUUCUCUGCCAUCUUCAAAUUGAACAAUUUCUUCAUCAAAUGCACCUUAUUGUUUGCGGACGACUUUUCAUACAUACCGGACAAAGCCUUCAUCAUAUCUGCUGUGGUCUUCUCCUUUACAACAUUGUGUGCAACAGACCUAGACAAAGUUAACCUAAUAACUCCUAGAACCUGUCUGUCAAGAGGCGUCCAUUCCUCAGCCUUCAUACUCUCAGGUUUUGUCUAUAAAAGAGGUAGAUGCAAUUUCCUCCCAUAGAGAUAAUCUUCAAUCUGCAUCCUUCAAUACGCAAAGUCUGUGCCAUCAAACUUUUCUAUUCCAGACGCCUUUCCUGCUUCCUCUACCAUUGCUCUCACUCAAACCUAACCUUAGGCUUUGAUACCAGUUGAAGGGAAUUAAGUCGAAUUCCCAACCUGUGAGAAACAAAAAAUAGAGAAAACACACGCCAAAGAAAAACAAUCACACGCACAAGACAGUAUUUACGUGAUUCGGCAAUUUGCCUACGUCCACGGAGUUGUAGAGAUAUCAUUAUUAUCAGGGAAGAAUACAUAGUACAACUAUCGGCUACAAUAUUUUUCUCUCUAUAUAUAAAACAGCAACCACACCACACUAAAAAAAUCCUAAUUACAAAAGGCGGUUCCACAAUUGGCUAAACGGGCCUAUCGGCUCAAGCCUUCGCUCCAUAGACUAAGCCUCAGUAAAUCUCCCAUUAAAAAACCAUGCAAUAUUGUUCGGGUCAAGUCGUCAAACCGGAUCAAACAAAACUAGGCUCCACAAAGCCCAACAUCUAAGACGCUCCUCUCCUCGUGUAGAAGAACGUGUCAUUGUGAGCCUUACAGAGGAGGCAGAUAAGCUAGUGAUGCAGCUCAUCGUAGGAGACCAAAGGCACCGCGUGAUUUCUUUGGUAGGAAUGGGCGGCAUAGGCAAAACCACCCUUGCCAAAAAGGUCUAUAAUCAUGAAAAAAAUUGUGGAACACUUUCCAAAUUAUCGUGCCUGGAUUUAUGUAUCCCAAGAUUGUAGACCUAGAGAGGUUUAUAUGCAAAUUAUUAACUAGGUUUCUGGACUAACUAAAGAGCAAGCAGAAAUGAUAGAGAAGUAUGGAGAGAAUGAGUUGGGGGAUUUCCUUCAUGAUGAUUUGAAGGAGAAAAGAUAUUUGAUAGUUCUGGAUGGUGUAUGGAGCUGUGCCGAUUGGGAUUUUCUUGCAAUAGUGAGCAGUAACGAUCCUAAUUGCCUUGGAAAUGUUUUUCUCGAUGGGAGUAACGAUAGCAGAUUACUUCUUACAACUCGAUAUAAGGAUGUUGCUUUGCAUGUAGAUGCUCGAACUAUUCCCUAUGAAAUGCGGCUUCUUUCGAAACAAUAGAGCUGGGACUUGUUUUGUCGAAAGGUGUUCCUUGAUGCUGAUAGAGAGAGGUAUCCUCCAGAUUUGAAGGAACUUGGGGAAGAGAUGGUGGACAAAUGUAAAGGUUUGCCAUUGGCCAUCGUUGUAUUGAGGGGUUUGUUGUCAAGAAAUAUGUCACAUACAGAAUGGAAGCAGGUGCACGAUAACAUUAGUGCAUACCUUGCUAAAGAAGGCGAAAUGGGAGUAAUGGCAAUGCUAAACCUGAGCUACAUCGACUUGCCCCAUUACUUGAAACCGUGCUUUCUUCAUUUAAGCCUCUUCCCAGAAGAUUAUGUGAUCUCCUCAAGAAAACUGCUCCUUUUAUGGACUGCUGAGGGUUUUGUGCUUGAACAAGAUGACCAAAGAAUGAAAUAUGUGGCUGAGGUUUACUUGAAUGAGUUAAUCAAUAGAAAAUGGAUUCAAGUAGUGAGAAUGAGUGUUAACGCAAAGGUUAUGGAAUGUCGGGUUCAUGACCUUGUACGAGAGUUGGCUAUUGAAAAGGCAAAAGAACAAAACUUCAUUGGAACUAAUAUUGCAGAUCCUCCACCCUCCUCCACCAGUUCAUCUCUCUUUUCAUCUAAAUCCCGUCGACGAAGUAUUUAUUCUGACUUUGAGAGAAUCUUUAUAAAUGGUGAGAUUGGAGGUCAAUUUUACCGCGAAAAAGGUAUGCCUGGAAGUUUGGAAUUCACUUUUACCCUGGAUUAUUGUUGGGGUGUAUAAAUGCAUGUUUUGUUCCUUUACUUGAAUGUGAUUUCUACCAAGCCAGCCUAGUAAUUCAUGGCCAAGUAUUAUUCCUUAUUCUUCUGCAUAACAAUUAGUGACGCCAGAGAGAAGCCAAGAUCUUUUCACUGAAAUUUCU